This is a messenger RNA of Erigeron canadensis, 1824 nucleotides long. Its product is annotated as berberine bridge enzyme-like 15. NCBI's taxonomy places the organism in Eukaryota, Viridiplantae, Streptophyta, Magnoliopsida, Asterales, Asteraceae. Gene Ontology annotation, molecular function: oxidoreductase activity; FAD binding. The record is from RefSeq and is a predicted model, not a curated record. The transcript has a single exon. The coding region runs from base 14 to 1633 and encodes 539 amino acids.
CAAAUUCUUAAAAAUGGCUUAUUUUUCAAGACUUUAUGUGUUUCUACUAUUGAUAGCAUUAAUUCCCAACAUUUGUUCUUCAAAUGCAAUUCAAGAUAGCCUCCUUCAAUGCCUUUCCAUUGAUGAAUCUUUAGCUCAACUCCCUAACAUUAUUAUCACCCCAAACAACCCCUCUUUCACACCCAUUUUGAAUUCCACCGCCUUAAAUCUCCGGUGUAUUGCUCCAUAUAUGGCAAAACCUGAGCUUAUAUUGACUGCAUUACACGAAGCCCACAUCCAAAGUGCGGUGAUUUGCGCUAAAAAGCUUGGGGUUCAGCUUCGGGUCAGAAGUGGAGGUCAUGAUUAUGAAGGGUUAUCUUAUACCUCUGUUAUGGACCCUCCUUAUGUUGUUAUUGACUUAGCCAAAAUGCGUGGCAUUAAUGUUGAUAUUGAGGAUGGUUCGGUUUGGGUUGAAGCCGGUGCAACCGUUGGUGAGCUAUACUACCGAAUUGCAGAGAAAAGCAAGACUCGUGCUGUUCCUGCAGGGCUAUGUACUAGCCUUGGCAUAGGCGGACACAUCACGGGUGGUGCAUAUGGAUCCAUGAUGAGGAAAUAUGGGCUUGCAGCCGAUAAUGCACUUGAUGCAAAGAUCAUUGAUGCAAAUGGUCGAAUACUGGAUCGGAAAGCCAUGGGAGAGGAUGUCUUUUGGGCUAUCCGUGGUGGUGGUGGGGCCAGUUUUGGAAUUUUAGUUUCUUGGAAACUAAAACUCGUACCUGUCCCUGAAACCGUCACAGUUUUUAAUGUUCAAAAGACAUUAGAACAAGGUGCCACCAAGAUUCUUUACAAGUGGCAACAAGUUGCUGACAAACUUGAUGAAGAUCUUUUCAUUAGAGUCAUGAUUCAAACCUCAAAUAUACCGAAUGAUACUCGAAGAACCAUAAGUACCACUUACAAUGCACUAUUUCUUGGAGAAGUAUCCAGACUUCAAGAAAUCAUGAAACAAAGUUUCCCUGAAUUGGGUCUCAAAAAAGAAGAUUGCAUUGAAAUGAGUUGGUUAGAAUCUGUUUUGUUCAUUGCAGGCUAUCCAAGAAGCGUUCCAACGAGUGUCCUACUUGCUGGAAAACCGGCUUUCUUGAGCUACUUCAAGGCAAAAUCAGAUUUUGUUAAAGACCCAAUUCCGGAAAAGGGUUUAGAAGGAAUGUGGGAAAGAUUCCUGGCAGAAGAUAGCCCAUUUAUGAUAUGGAAUCCAUAUGGAGGAAUGAUGAGCAAGAUUUCGGAAUCUGCAAUUCCAUUUCCUCAUAGAAAUGUACUUUUCAAGAUUCAAUAUUUGACAAGCUGGAUAGGGCCUGAUAAAGAAGUGAUGAACAAGCAUGUUGAUUGGAUUAGGAAGCUUUAUAACUACAUGACUCAAUAUGUUUCAAUGUUUCCAAGACAAGCUUAUGUGAAUUAUAGAGAUCUUGAUCUUGGAAUGAAUGACAAAAAUGGUGGUGACACUAGUUUUGUAAAGGCAAGUUCAUGGGGAACAAAGUAUUUCAAGGACAACUUCAAUAGGUUGGUUAAGAUCAAGACUGAGUUUGAUCCUGAUAACUUCUUUAAACAUGAACAAAGCAUUCCAGUUUUACCCUUGAAAAGUGAGCUCAAAGAUGAAUUGUGAAGAGGGAUAAGGGUAAAAAGGUAAUUUACCAUUAAGGGUUGUGUUAUUUUGUAUAUUCUUUUGUGGCUAUGUGAUAAAUAUCAUGGGAGGAAUGGUAGAAUAGGUUAUAAUGGUAUGAACUACCAACUUUUUAUUUUAAGAAAUGCAAUACAUAUAUAUAUACAUGUUGCAUAUGAUAUCAUGUUAGUACU